AUGAGCAACUCGACUAUGAGCAACUCGACUAAGACAAAUAUAUUUGAAACUGCGUAUCAUGCAGGUGUAGAGGUUAUAGAGCAGAUUAAAGUUGCAUAUUCGACGCCAAAGAAUUGUGUUAGUAGCUAUUGGUGCCUAAUUCCAAUGAUUUUGCUUAUUUUGAUUGGGAUUAUUAUGUUGUUGUCUAUUUAUUACUAUUUUAUGACUAUUAUACGUACAUGUUGUUGUUGUUUUUUAUGCAAGCCUGUGGGUCGGUUUGCAAGAGCAGAGCCGGCUGUUGUUGUACAGCCGACUGUUGUUCCAUCUUACCCUGUGUAUUCUUACAAAGAUUAUGGAUAUAAGGAUUAUGGGAAUGGUGACUAUUAUCCUAAAAACUAUGUUUCUAGAGAUUUCCCUUCAUGGAAACCACAUAAAGCGGAGAUUCGUCAUAGAACAGAUGCUUGCUAUGACUCUUCUCCAAAGUGUAUGUUAGAUCCGAUGCUUCCUCAAAAGUCUCCACGUAGGAAGAAAUUACUUGAGUUCGGCAAGCAGAAGUCUCAAGUAUUACCUGCUGAUGUUUCAUGUGAUGAGAUGUCAUGUCAUUUUUCUUCAGAUUUGCCUCUGGAAUUAAGUAGUGUGUAUGAUAAGGAGAAUUCAAGAGAUUUUUGGGAGAAUUAUGAAGUAGAAUCUCCUAAAGAUGCUGAUAAGCAAGUUUCUCAUAGAAAACAUCUUUCAGAAUUUUCUGUCAAUUCGAUUUUUGGUUGUUAUAGUGAUAUUAGUCAACAAAGUUCAAAUAAUAGUGUGAAAAGAGUAAAUUCUGGUCAAUAUACGAAUAAUGCUGUAUCUCGUGUUGGUGUUUUAAAUGGGGUAGAGAAUACGUGUUAUUCUCCAGAUAUUUAUGGCAAAACUAGAGGUUAUUCAAGAUUCUAG
Molecule: messenger RNA, 909 nt
Organism: Pneumocystis jirovecii RU7
Lineage: Eukaryota; Fungi; Ascomycota; Pneumocystomycetes; Pneumocystales; Pneumocystaceae
Exons: 2
Coding region: 1-909 (302 amino acids)
Source: RefSeq, a predicted model, not a curated record